GCUGACAACAAGCGAUACAUAACCUAGGUACCUAAGGCAACAAUUACACCAAGUUAUUCCUCAGUGCACGAACUUGAAAUGCUCUCCUCUCAUUAUCCAUGAACAACUAGGCUUCUUCUUUCUCUAAUCUCCCUUUGUUGCCCAAGAUGCUUCUCCCAGAACUACCUCAAGAUGUCCUUUCACUUAUUUUGUCUCAUCUUGCACCCAGAGACUACCUUGCUUUCUGUCAGGUAUCCAAUGCAAUCUAUUCAGAGUAUCGACAAGACUCAUUGUACUGGCGGACCCAAACCUCCAUCACCUUCCGCCUCCCCAUCAGUCCCUUGCUUGCUGCCGAUGGCCCUCGCUGGUAUUGGCUAUACAAGCGUCUGAAGACCCAGACUGAACUUUAUACCUGGGGUCAAGGAGUCCGAAAUAACUUGGGUCCUGCCAGAGCUCUUCCAAGCUUCGCUCCCCAUCCACCCUUCAGGGGACCGAAUCCAGCACGGAGUCCCCUUACCAACAUCCCCAAUCGCCCUCGUCUAAGGCAGCUUCCACGACCUUAUCCACGCCAGAUCUUCCGGAGAGUUUCAUCCAACUGGCCAACAGAAACUCAUGUUCCAGAUGAAGUGGGAGUCAUUGUCGACCUCCAAUGCGGAGGUUGGUCAACCACUAUUCUUUCCUCAAAAGGCAGACUCUACACCGUUGGCAUCAUUGAUUCCAUGAAUGGGAUUCCCGUAGGCCAGUCUAGGCAAGACUUCACAAUGCUUGAGUAUAUUACACAAAGCACCUCGGCAGUACGCCAAUUUUCGUCCGGGAGACGACACAUACUGGCUCUGACAGAUGAUGGAGAAAUUAUUUCGUGGGAUCGUAUUGAUGCCAAGGGAUUGAAGGUAUUUCCGAGAAGCGGUAGAGACUUUGGCGGAAAACCUAUCAAGGUAUCUGCCGGCUGGGCAGAAAGCUCAGCUUACGUACCUGAGGCUGGGAUCAUAUUCUGGGACCCUGUUCGAAACAAUCAAAGUGAUGACAUGGACGACAGCAUUCAUGUGAAAGAGAAACUAAUUCCAGGGACGGCAAGGAAACGUACAGAGAAUGGCUACAUUGAGAUCACGAAGCAUGUCAUAUUGACGAAUUUCGCGGUUUGGAUCACCAGUGACUCGAAAAUAUAUGCAUGUGAUCUGCAUGUUGAUAGCGCCGAGCAAGACGCACCGACGGGGACUCCUUUUGAGGUUCCUGGUUUUAGUGGAGAUAACAGCGAGCUCAAGGAUAUUCAAGGCCAAUUCGAGAAGUUUGCUGUCUUCACUGCAUCAGGCAAAGUCAUUUCAGGAGAUGUUCAAUACCUGAGACGAUGUGCGGAAGUUGGGUCCAACUUGAUACUGGCAGAACUUCUACCCUCAAAGCCACGAGACAUUCCAGCACUGCAGCACACAGGGGUUAUCGGUCUAGCCUACGGCGACUAUCACUACCAUGCUCUGCAUGUCAACGGGAAGAUCACUUCAUACGGGACGGAAUCAAAACAAUGCGGAUCCUUAGGCCUCGGACAUUAUGAGGAAGGCGCAAAAUUUCGUGGUCUCUUCCGUGAACGAGCUCUGCCUCAAGUGGAUGCCUGUCUCACUCCAGCAGCUUAUCUCCGAGGUCGUCAAGUGUGGUUCGAACCUGAACUUAGGGAUUGGCUUAAAUGGCUUCAAGACUCAUCGCUACGUCCUCUGGUCGAGUCAAGCCACCAAGAGCGGUCAGAGAGUCAGGCAUGGACUGAGCAUCCUCGAAACUUUGCUGACAUCUUGAAUGGAGAGGCACAGGCCGCUUUUAGUGAAUGGGUGGAACAAGAGGGACGGCAUUGGGAAGAAGGGCCGGCGGCGUCGCGAACAUCUCUUUCUGCACCCGAAGACCAUGCUCCAAAAAAGCAGGAAUCAGGUGACUACGUAAACCUCGGUGCAUACUUCGUAAUUGCCGUUGCGGCUGCAGGUUGGCAUAGCGGUGCGCUGGUCCUCAAAGACGAAGAGAAGGCGUGGGAGGUCCGCAACCUGUGGGUCGUGCCGAAACGCCACGGUGAUCACGAAGAUCACGAAGAUCAUACGAAGUCGAUGCCUGGCGCCUUCCAACAUCUUGAUGUUGGUGAAGACGAAGAAUACAUCUUUCAAAACGAAGGGUUUCCCAGGGUGCAAUUACCCAACGGGACAGAACUUCCUGGACCAGGUGAACUGAGGCCUUGGAGAGACGGUAUGCCUACGAUGCAGGACAUGGGGCUGGGUCAGGAUGAGCCUCAGAAUGUCUGGUUAGGAGCGUGAUACCAAGAUUCAGCAGCCCUAUUGAUCCGUAACUUACCUUCGUUGCGGGUUCGGGGUGGGCGUUAAUUGCGAGGUGGAUGAGACGAAGCAAUGGAACUGAAACAUACCUAGGUAAGAAUUGAGACGUGCUUAUGGAGUACUUCGUAAAAAUACACAAGUACCACGAUGUUUAUGAUUGAAAUAUACCUUAUGUAUAGAUAUACGGCGCUACGGCCAAGAGGAAAAUGUGGACAAUAAGAGAAUCGAGAACAAUAUUUUCUUGCUUUUGAU
Exophiala oligosperma is the source of this 2534-nucleotide messenger RNA. RefSeq lists its product as uncharacterized. The transcript has a single exon. Gene Ontology annotation, cellular component: cytoplasm. Lineage: Eukaryota; Fungi; Ascomycota; Eurotiomycetes; Chaetothyriales; Herpotrichiellaceae. The record is from RefSeq and is a predicted model, not a curated record. Bases 147 to 2264 code for a protein of 705 amino acids. Gene Ontology annotation, molecular function: protein binding; guanyl-nucleotide exchange factor activity.